Knipowitschia caucasica is the source of this 2559-nucleotide messenger RNA. The record is from the annotation of a GenBank genome assembly. Lineage: Eukaryota; Metazoa; Chordata; Actinopteri; Gobiiformes; Gobiidae.
AUGGUCCGCGCUCGGUACAUGACCACGCGCGUCUAUGGUCCGCGCUCGGUACAUGACCACGCGCGUCUGAGGUCUGCGCUCGGUCUGGUGAAGUUGGCCGUACACUGUGUGACCAAUCAGAAAGUCGCCAUCAAAAUUGUCAACAGAGAAAAGCUGAGCGAGUCUGUGCUGAUGAAGGUGGAGCGGGAGAUCGCCAUCUUGAAGCUCAUCGAACACCCGCACGUCCUGAAGCUGUACGACGUCUACGAGAACAAGAAGUACCUGUACCUGGUCCUGGAGCAUGUUUCUGGAGGAGAGUUGUUUGAUUACCUGGUGAAGAAAGGACGUCUCACUCCCAAAGAGGCUCGAAAGUUCUUCAGACAAAUCAUCUCCGCUCUGGACUUCUGCCACAGCCACUCCAUAUGUCACAGAGACCUGAAGCCUGAGAACCUCCUUCUGGACGAGAAGAACAACAUCCGCAUCGCAGACUUCGGGAUGGCCUCCCUGCAGGUCGGGGACAGCCUCCUGGAGACCAGCUGUGGGUCCCCACAUUACGCCUGUCCAGAGGUGAUCCGGGGAGAGAAGUACGACGGGAGGAGAGCAGACGCCUGGAGCUGUGGAGUCAUUCUGUUCGCUCUCUUAGUGGGCGCCCUUCCCUUUGAUGAUGAUAACCUCCGUAACCUCCUGGAGAAGGUGAAGUUGGGGGUGUUCCACAUGCCUCACUUCAUUCCCCCCGACUGUCAGAGCCUCCUGAAGGGCAUGAUCCAGGUGGACCCUGGCAAGAGGUUCACGUUGGAGCAGAUCCAGAAGCACACAUGGUACCUGGCGGGUAAGAACGAGCCGGAGCCGGAGCAGCCCGUGCCCCGGAAGGUGUCCAUCAGAACCCUGUGUGCCCCGGAGGACAUCGACCCGGACGUCCUGGAGAGCAUGCACUCACUGGGCUGCUUCAGGGACAAGGACAAGCUGAGCAAGGACCUGCUGACGGACGAUCUGGAGAGCGGUCGUUUGCCCCUGAGCUGCAGAAGAGCAGUACUGACUUUGCUCCCAAAGAAAGGUGAUCUGCAGCUCCUAAAGAACUGGAGGCCGGUGUCGCUGCUCUGCAUGGACUACAAGAUCCUGUCCAAGGUGUUGGCGUCCCGGCUGAGAGGGGUCAUGGCCUCGGUCAUCCACGUGGACCAGACGUACUGUGUGCCCAGCAGGCUCAUAGGGGAUAACAUCGCCCUGAUCAGAGAUGUUUUGGAGGUCUCCGGCUCAUUGGGAAUCAACCUGGGACUGAUUUCCAUAGACCAGGAAAAGGCGUUUGACCGGGUUGAACACCAGUACCUCUGGCAGACCAUGGCUGCCUUUGGGUUCAGCCCUGGGUUCAUCGCCCACAUCCGGACUCUGUAUUGUGACGUCAUGAGUGUACUGAAGGUGAAUGGGGGGCUCAGUGCUCCGUUCAGUGUGGGGAGGGGCAUCAGGCAGGGCUGCUCUCUGUCUGGGAUGCUCUACUCCCUCUCCAUCGAGCCCCUUCUGCAUCGGCUCAGAGCUGACCUGCAGGGGGUGCUGCUGCCUGGAGCACGACCAUUUAAGGUCUCUGCGUACGCAGAUGACCUCAUUGUGUUCGUUAACAGCCAGAGGGAUGUGGAGGUCCUGGCUGACACAGUGCAGGUCUUUGGUCAGGUCUCCAGCUCCAGGGUGAACUGGAGCAAGAGCUCGGCCACUCUGCUCGGGGAGGGCCUGAGGGGUCUCAGCCUGCCUGGGGGACUGGUCCCGGCCUGGGGGGCCCUGUACAAGCCCCCUCUGACCAAGAGACAGGGAGAUCUGCAGUGGAGGCUGCUGCAUGGGGCGAUAGCAGUCAAUGCCUUUGUGUGUAGGGUGAACAGGGCUGUGGGGGAGGGCUGUCCCUUCUGUGGGGAGAGGGAGACAGUGUUCCACUGCUUCUGGGAGUGUGGGAGGCUCAGGCACAUGCUGGAGCUGCUGAGGGGCCUCUUCACUUCACUGGGGGCAGAGUUUAAUGCUCAGGUGUUUGUGGGGGGGGGGGGUGGGGGGGGUCAGGUACUCCAACCGCAGCAGGAGGAGGGGGCGGCUGCUCAGUUUCCUUGUCGGUCAGGCCAAGAUGGCCGUCUAUGUGAGCAGGAGGAGGAUGGUCCAGGACCAGGUGAGAAUCAGGAGAAGAUGAUCUACUUCCUGCUGCUGGACCGGAAAGAGCGGUUCCCGAGUCACGAGGACCAGAACCUGCCGCCCAGAAGCGAGAUUGCAGACCCGCCCCGUAAGCGUGUGGACUCGCCGAUGCUGAGCCGUCACGCCAAACGCCGUCCGGAGCGUAAGUCCAUGGAGGUCCUGACCGUGACGGACGGAGGGUCGCCGGUGCCGGUGCGACGGGCGCUGGACAUGGCCAACCACGGGCAGAGCAAAUCUGUGUUCAGUAAAAGCUUGGAUAUCACAAACGCUAGCAGCAAGGAGGAGAGGUACUGCCCCCUACAGGCCGCUCUGCCCAUGUUCACCUCAUCCUCACAGAGCACCCAUCUUCACCUGAGUCUGUGUGUUCUGAGCAUGGCCACGCCCCCUGUCUGUCUGACACUGGUACUACAUCUGUAA